AUGGAAGUUAUUAAAAAAUUCAAUGAAGUAAAAACAAACAUUUACAAAAAUACAGACACUACUUACUACCAAGAUCUUCAUACAUUAUCGGACUUUUUAAAUAUAAAUGAUAUUUCUUUAAUAAACAUUCAUAAUAAAAAUGAUGUUAUAGCAGAUUAUGAAUUUAAGAAAGAGGUACUAGGACUUAUUUUUACUAUUAUUGACAAUGGAUUAAUUAUCAAGGAUAAAAAAUUACUGAAUACUAUUGCAGAUUUAAUAAUUAAGGAUAUUCCUGAAAUCAAUGUAGAUUUUUGUCUUCAGUUGGAAGAUUUAUUAAAAAAAAUAUGGAUUUUAUGCAUUAAAAUAUUAUUUUAUUGUGGGAACAUUGACGAUUUUCCACAAAUAAAAAGAUUUAUUUCUAAGGAAGAUAUUCCUGAUUUUAGAAAUAUUUGCAUAGCUUUAACUUUUAAAUUUGAUACAUUUAGGUCUUAUGACUUGGAAAAUUUAAGUAAAUUUUCAUCAUUUUCUGUUUUGUAUGAUGUGGUGAAGAUUUAUAAAAAAGAUCUUCCUGAAGAAUUAAAAGCUAAAAUUUUAAUUAAUUUAUAUAAUUCACUUACAGAAGAAAAAUACAAUCAGAAUGAUAGAUUUAUUGAAAAGUUGAAAAUAAGUCCUAAUUUAUAUUAUGAUAGCAAAGUAAAACUUACCACCAAAAGUAUAGAUUUUGUAUAUCUUAUUUUUUAUGAGGUUAAUUUUUUAUAUUUCCCGGGUUUAAUUAAACCACCUUUUGAUGGAAUAUUUAGCAAUGAAUAUAUGAUGCUUCUGUAUUCUUUAAUUAUUAAUGAGGAAACAGCAUUUUUAGCUUAUAAAAUUUUACAGGAACAUGAUGUAUAUGUAGACAUGUACAAUGGCAUUAAUAAGCUUAUUUUUAAUAUGGAAACAGAAAAACAAGAAGUAGAUCCUAGAGAUGAAAAAUAUUUAUUUUUUCUUUUAGAAGUAGUAGUAAAAAUUUUACAUAAAAAUAAUAGUGAAAUGAUAAAAAUUACUUGUAUGAUGUUUUGUGAUCCAUUAAUGAAAUUUAGUUUGUGUACUAAUAAACAUAAUGAAAUAAUUUAUGAGUAUUUAAUUUAUUAUUGCAAUGAUAAGGAGACAUUUCUUAAUAUUACAGAUUUUUUUAAAAGUAAAAAUUUUUUUACAAAAGAAAAUAUAAUAAAUAACAUGACUCUUAGUGCUACGCUAAUUAAAUUUUUGUGGUACAUAAAUAAAGAAUUAGCAACAGAUUUAGCAAUUUACUCUCUUAGAUCUGAAGAUCCGAAAAUAUUAUCAGCAUGUUUUGAAAUAUUUGAAAAAACCAAUGUAGAUAUUUCUGGUAGUUUACUUUUAAAUUCUAAUUACAUUCGCCGUGCAGCACUAAAAAAUACAGAUUUUAUUAAUUUAUUGAUAAACUUUCAAAUUACUAAAAAAGUAACACUAGAUGAUAUUUUACUAGUCAAUGUUAUAAUGUCAACAGAAAAUUACAAGUUUUUUGAAUAUGCCAGGCUUUUUAAAGAUUUUGGACGGUACAUGAAUGAUAAAUUUUUAGAAAGGUUAAUUGAUAAUAUAGAAGAAGGUUUAAAGUUUAUUGAAGAAUGUAUGACAAGUAAUACUGUUAAAUUUAUAAAAAGCAAUGAAAAAUGGUUUAAUCUUUUUUUAACUAAUAAUAAUUUGUACUAUCCUUCUAUAUUUAGAAUUUAUAAAAAAAUGAUAAGUUUUGAUAGAAAUAUUGAAAUGAGUUAUGAAGAAGGCCUUUUAUUACUAGAAGUACCAGAUUCUUCUGUGUUCUGGAUUUUAAGUCAUAAAAUAAUUAAUAUCGCAUCAUUUGAAAGUGAAAAUGAAAAAUCAUAUAAUUUUGUAUCUAAACCUGUUCCUAGUAAAUACUUAACGGAUAAAGAAUAUAAAUUAGAUGAUUCUAAUAUUUUAGAAUAUUUAACAUAUUUAAAGACCCGUCUAUUAGUCGGAAAUAAUAUUGAUUCACUUAUUAAAUUUGUAGUAAAUGACUACUAUAAUUCUAAUACAACUUUUAUUAAUGAUUUAUUAGGAUAUUAUAAAUUAAUAACUGGGGUUAAUUUGGAUAUUAAAAAUGAGUCUAUUUUAUGCACUUAUGAUGUGCAGAAUACCGAUUUAUUUAUUAGAAAGUAUUCCCGUGCAACUGAUUACGAAAAAAUAUUUUUAUUUAUGAAAAUUGAUGAUAAACUAACAAAUGAUGAAGAAAGUAAAAUUAUAAAAAUAAUAAAAGAAGAAAUUACCGGUUCAUGCACUAAUAAAUUGAUAUAUAGGCAAUGUCUUACUACUUUACUAAGAUUGAAUAAUAUUGAUGCAAUUGUUAGACUUAUUGAUGAUUAUGAAGAUAAAAAUCUUCUUUUAAAAAUUAAUAUUAGAAAUUUAAUGACAGGAGGAUUGUAUUUUAACCCGAAAUGCAUAAAUGUGGGGGAUAAGGAACUCCAAAUUUAUGCAAUAAGUUUAUUAUAUUUUAAAAAUAUAUGGGACAUUAAUGCUAUAAGACAGUGGUUAUUAAGUAUUUAUAAAGAUUGUAGAGAUAAUGAAGAGAUUAGAUAUAUUGUUGAUGAUAUUUAUAAAAAACAUGAUAUAGAAAUGUAUUAA
Vairimorpha ceranae is the source of this 2616-nucleotide messenger RNA. RefSeq names its product ribosomal protein l36e. The coding region runs from base 1 to 2616 and encodes 871 amino acids. The transcript has a single exon. NCBI's taxonomy places the organism in Eukaryota, Fungi, Microsporidia, Nosematidae. The record is from RefSeq and is a predicted model, not a curated record.